AUGAGCCAGUUGAGAGCUUAUGGACAAAAAUGUAAACAAGAACGUUUGAAGCCGAGUCUUCUUUCUUAUGAAGCACAGCACUGCCAUCGAUUCAGACUUCUCCUCCAAUGCCUUGCAGGGCCUGCCCACUGGAAGGAGGUUUUUCCUGUCGCUAAUGGAGACCGCCAGUCCCCCAUCGACAUCAAAACUGAGGAAACCAAGUAUGAUCCCUCUCUCCGUCCUCUAAAUCCCAAUUACGAUCCAGCUUCUGCUAAAAUCAUCCUUAACAACGGCCAUUCCACCAGCGUCGAAUUCGAUGACACCGUAAACAAAUCAGGUUCAUUCCAACUGAAUCGCUCAAGUCUCUUAUCUGACUUUAGUUGCAGCGGUGAUGAAUCUACCACAGCCUUUGUGCUGACGGGGGGACCGCUCAGUGGGACGUACCGCCUGCGCCAGAUUCACUUCCACUGGGGCUCCAGCGAUGAGGCUGGCUCCGAGCACGCUGUGGACGGCAUGAAGUACGCAGCAGAGCUUCACGUCGUUCACUGGAACUCGGAAAAAUAUUCCAGUUUUGUUGAGGCGGCUCGUCAGUCAGAUGGAUUGGCAGUCAUGGCUGUAUUUCUAAAGAUUGGUGAAUGUAACCCUCAGCUGAAGAAGAUUACUGACCGCUUGGACACGAUCAGAAUCAAGGGUAAAAGAGCACUAUUCACAAACUUUGAUCCUAGCUGUCUGCUUCCCAAAUCCCUGGACUACUGGACAUAUUUUGGCUCUCUCACUGUUCCACCUCUUCUUGAAAGUGUCAUCUGGAUUGUUCUGAGAGAGCCUAUAAGUGUUUGUUCUGAACAGCUAGCCAAAUUCCGCAGCCUCCUGAGCACUGCUGAGGAUGAGGUAGCCUGCUGUUUGCUGAGAAACUACCGGCCUCCCCAGCCUUUAAAGGGACGAGAAGUCAGAAGGAAUUAAAGGAAUAAAGCAAGAAUAGGCCACCUCUGAAACCAUUUAGGAGGCUGAAUUAAUUUUAAUAGUUAAUAUACUUUGUGUUUUUUUUUUUUUGUGAGUUGUUAUAACAAAUAGGUGUUACUUUGUUAUUGGUUACCAUGCAGUCAUUUCUCACAGACAAAUAUGUCCUGAGUUGUUGCAUUUCAUCAGUGUUAACUGGUCCAAAUGUUUUUGAGUGCACUGGUAUGAGCGUGUUGAGAUGUUAGUGUUACAUGCACAGAGUGCAGUGCUAAUCUUAAGGGUCAGAAACGGUGAAGCAGUUGUCCAGAAUUUGCCACUAGAUUAGUGAAGAGGAUCCCUGAUGUUAAUGGCAGUAAAGGGUACUGUGGGACUACGCUUCUGGUCUCUAACAUAAGAUACAGCCUCUACGUGAGCCUUUGCAUGGUAGUUCUUAAGGAAAACGUAUUUCAAGGCUGACAUGAUUUCAUCACUGACCUCUGGGAUAUCAUGCUAACCUUUCUGCAAAAAGCAGCGACAAAUAACAGCAUUUACAUCAGUAAGCUAGAUAGAUGUAAUACAGAUGUCUAUGUAUGAUAGACAUCUGAAAGGAUCCUUUUGUUCCCACUACUUCGUAGCAGUGAUAAUGUACUGACUGAAUGAAAAAAAAGGCGAUAGUAAGGGCUGUGUAUAUUGUAGGAUCAUGUCAGGUGGAUGAAGUAUUCCUAAAUUCCACCACAUAGAGUGAUGAAAUUGUCCCAAAACUUGCAAAAGCAAGGUGGAAGGGCAGAGAGGGAUCUGCUGGUACCUGCCAAAAUCCAGUCUGUUGCAUUCAGUGAACGAUAAGGGACUACAUAUUAUAGUACUGGACUAUAUGUAGUCUGUGGACUAUUAGAUCCCUGUAGCAAGCAUGGUAGUCCUACCACUUACGAGUGCUGAGAGGGGAGGGAUAACUCUUGCUCUAGCCUGUUUCAUACUAGGCACAUUGCACGCUGCGGUGUGAGACACACAUCGCCCACCUCACAUCUGGCAGUGGAAAACAGCCUUGCUUUGGCAUGCAACGCUUCCUGGGAAACCUGCUAAAGCUUUGCUGUCAGCAUAGGUGACCCCAAGGAGCUGCACUUUUAAUAUUCCAAGACCAAAGAUAGCAUUCAGACAAAGAUCAUAAUCCAGUCAAUAUCUAAUAAAAGAUCAACCUUAAUAGCAAUACCUUGAAAUGACUAUCUUUAUGAAUUGACUUGAGCUUGUGUUUCUCUCAGGAAUUUUUGUUAUUUGAAUGUAAUAAUUGUUUUAUGCCAAAUUUAUUUUUGUUAUUUUGAAUGAACUUGCCAUAGGAUAUAGUUAGUAUAGGAUUAGAUUACCCUCAGACGGAGAACUACGUAGUGAAAGCCAAAGAUAGCUGAGAGAGGCAACUAGAGAUUUCAAGGGCAGCCAGUACCACCAGCUUCUGUAGCACUUCUGACUAAACUAAUUUUCUACUAUUGAGCUUUAUGAAUUUGCUCUUUCACAGGUUUUAUAGGCUGUGCCUCUUGCCUCAACAGGCCUUUUGACCUUAGAUGGACAAAUGCGAGGGAAAUCACAAACUGGAUUGACUUUAUAUUCAUUUUUAUAACCAAAUAGACAUAGAGACAUAGAUAUUUUAGCUUAGUUUAAGAUAGGUGGAUAUUUUUGUCCUCUUCUCCCCAGAAUAUAACUAGUAUUGCUGCAAGGCCUCUCCCCGCCUUAAGAAUGUUUUCUGAAGGAACAAGCACAAAUAGGUCAAGGGAGAAAUAAAAGGCAUUUGGCAGCACCAAGUACUAGUAUUAACCACAGGGGAAAAACCUGCAGGCACUUUUUUGUUUUCCAGCACAGGGAGAAGAAUCCAGCUGAGACGACCUCAGCCUGGUUCCUUCUGAAUGAGGGCUUGUGGAAAGUGUGCGUGGAGAGAGCGCGAGUGUGUUGUGUAUUUUCACACCCCUUUUUUAAGAUUUAGUGUGGCAUCUGCUAUAUUUCCUGUCAUGUAAGUAGCUGCAGAACAUGAACAAAUUGUUUACAAGUUGAAUGAAGUUUAUAAAGUUUGUUAGCCUGAGAAGAGGAGAAAUAAUAAGCCUACUACUUAGUAUCAGAAGCAAGAAUUUCAGGUGUUUUUACACAUUGAAAACAGUGGAGUUGAUCCAGAGCUUUGAUAUUUAUAAGUAUUUUAUCAAA
Struthio camelus australis is the source of this 3099-nucleotide messenger RNA. NCBI's taxonomy places the organism in Eukaryota, Metazoa, Chordata, Aves, Struthioniformes, Struthionidae. The record is from RefSeq and is a predicted model, not a curated record.